AUGGCUGAAGUGGAGCAGAAGAAGCAGGCCUUCCACGCAUUCACCAACCACAGUGUGGACCUGGACCAUGUCCAGCAGGACAUGUCCUAUGCACUACUGCACCCACCAGAGGCAGAGCCUGAACUGCGGCCUGCACAGAACAGCACUUACCACCUGAGAAAAUCUAAGAAGGCGCCACCCAUGGAGAAGCCUGAGAUGGCAAAGACCUACCUGAGCGACAUGGUUGUCCUGCCUGAGAUGGUAGGCAGCAUGCUGGGCUUGUACAAUGGCAAGACUUUCAACCAAGUGGCAACCAAACCAGAGAUGAUCAACCACUACCGUGGCAUGUUCACCAUCACCUACAAGCCUUUUGAAGCAGAGCUGGCCUGCAAGCCUAAGUCACGUAAGGGACCAUUCCUAGCACUGAGCCUCUUCACAAACUCAGGAUUCCAAGUGCAGCUGGACCUCAUGAGAGAAGACAGUGGGCACCCAAAGGGAGAAGACUGGCAAGCAUAG
Molecule: messenger RNA, 495 nt
Organism: Psammomys obesus (fat sand rat)
Lineage: Eukaryota; Metazoa; Chordata; Mammalia; Rodentia; Muridae
Product: 40S ribosomal protein S15-like
Exons: 2
Coding region: 1-495 (164 amino acids)
Biological process (GO): translation; ribosomal small subunit assembly
Cellular component (GO): ribosome; cytosolic small ribosomal subunit
Molecular function (GO): structural constituent of ribosome
Source: RefSeq, a predicted model, not a curated record